Messenger RNA from Epinephelus moara (kelp grouper), 6831 nucleotides. Its product is annotated as apoptosis-stimulating of p53 protein 1-like. NCBI's taxonomy places the organism in Eukaryota, Metazoa, Chordata, Actinopteri, Perciformes, Serranidae. The transcript is spliced from 24 exons. The record is from RefSeq and is a predicted model, not a curated record. Gene Ontology annotation, biological process: regulation of apoptotic process. Bases 440 to 3718 code for a protein of 1092 amino acids. Gene Ontology annotation, molecular function: p53 binding. Gene Ontology annotation, cellular component: nucleus.
AACCGGAGGACCGCCCGCUGCUGACUGACCAAGAAACCAGUGAAAUUCUGAUAAUGAAACUACAAACGGUGUCUCCAGCUCUCUCACAGCCACUGGUAUUUCCUCUCCCGGUGUAAAACAUCACAGAGAGACUGUGUGUGUGUGUGUGUGUGUGUGUGUGUGUGUGUGUGUGUGUGUGUGUGUGUGUGAGUGAGGGAGAGAAAGGAAGAGGGAGGGAUUGACAGAGGAAAGUGGACAGAGCAGCUGGAGUUUAGUUUUCAGAGCAUCUGGAUAUCUGGCCCAAGAGCGAAGAAGAAGAAUUUGGAUGUAUGGAAAAUUACCUGAAAGCAGAGGAAAAGACCGAAAAGGCAGAGUAGAAGAAGAGCGGAGGAGCCGGCGGAGGGAAAUAAGGAGGAGAAAAGUUGUUUUUCUAUCGGGACAGGAGGACUGAGGAGCAGGAAUGUUGCCGGUGAUCCUGACGGUUUACCUCAAUGACACCCAGCAGAUGCUAACUGAGGUCCCAGUUACUCCGGCAACCAGAGUGAUCGACGUGGUCGAAUAUUGCAAAGAAGCUGGCGAGGGGGAGUGUCACCUGGCUGAAGUAUGGAAUGGGCAUGAGCGUGUUCUCCCUCAGGAGGUGUUAUUGUUGGAUCUUCUCCAGCAGUGGGGAGCCAGGAGGCCGGAGGUCAGCUUCUACCUCAGACACUGCCCCUCCUGGACACAAGGAAGUCCGCAGCCUUUGGAGCAGAGCUGGACCACAGAAGCGACAGAGAGUGCUAAUGACAGGGUUCCCCGUGUGGAGCUGACCCUCUCCGAGCUGCAGGAAAUGGCCACGAGACAACAGCAACAAAUAGAGGCUCAGCAACAGAUGUUGGUCGCCAAGGAGCAGAGACUGAGGUACCUUCACCAGGGAGGCAGAUCUAACCAAGGACAGACACAGUCUGAAGCUGAGAAGCUGCAGCGUCUGAAGGAGCGAGUGGAGACUCAGGAAGCCAAGCUGAAGAAGAUCCGAGCCAUGAGAGGACAAGUCGACUACAGCAAACUGAUCAACGGAAACCUCUCUGCAGAGAUCGACCAUGUCAGCAGCCUGUUUCAGGAGAAGCAGGCCGAGCUGCAGUCUGCUGUGGUCAGAGUCGACCAGUUGACCCAGCAGUUGGAGGAUUUGAGGAGAGGACGCCUUCAGAUGCACUCUGUUGCACCAGCACAGGGGCCACCCACCGGGUCCCAGGGGGCACCCACUGGCCAGAAAGGAUCCCCCUUGUCUGGUCCUGCAGCCCUUGAGCUGAGAAAACUCUACCAGGAGCUGCAGGCUCGUAACCGUCACAACCUGGAGCAGAGCAGCAAGUUGGCCCAGAACAAGGAGCUGCUGAACAAGAGAAACGCCCAGGUGACAGUGAUGGACCAACGCAUCGGAGACCUGAGAGAACGACUGCAUAAGAAGAGAGCAGAAUUGAGUCGUAUGAAUGGAGGAGGCCUGUCCUCGCCUCAGUCCUCUUCCCACCCAGGCGGUGGGGUUUCAGGGCGGGUAGCUGCUGUUUGCCCCUACAUCCAGGUUCCAGCGGAGGGGAGACAGGAGGCGGGGUACCCCCUGCCCGCUGACCCACCGUCCAAACCCACCCCCCUCAGCCACAUCCGCUCCCUCUCAGAGGAAGAAAGGAGUGGCAUCAGGAAGCCUCCCAGCCAAUGGAAAGUGUCAGAUUUAGACAUCGUCCUGUCAGAGCCCACUGAGACGUGGGAGGGACCUCGGUCCCCUAAGGCGGGCGACAGUAACAACACUAAUGAAGCGUCAUGGCCUAGCAUCAGUAAGAGUGUGUCAGAUUGGAGGACCAACAGUCCAGAACAGCUUCCCUCUGGUUAUGGUACUUACCCCAGUGCCACCCACCAGGCGGCAGGGCAUCACUCUGCCACCAGCUCCCUGCCCCGCUCUGCCCCUGGUACACUGGGCUGGCCCCGAUCCAGUGCUGCAAAUGCCACCUCAUCCUCCUCUUCAUCAUCUUCCUCUUCACAACAAAUACAGCAACGGAUCUCUGUUCCUCCAAAUUCAAGCCAAGGUGAUUUAAAGGACUCCAACUCCCAGCCUUCUCCCUUGUCCCCACAAACGGAGCGAACAGAUCCACCUCCAGCUGUGGCCGUGCGUCCCUACGUCCCAGAACACCCCUCCAGGCCCCAGUCCCCCAGGAAGGGCCCCGCCACCAUGAACAGCAGCUCCAUCUACAGCAUGUACCUCCAGCAGCCUCAGGCCAAAAACUAUGGCUCUCUCAGCAACAAGACUGCUGUUAAAGCAGUCUAUGGUAAACCCAUCCUCCCCACCUCCUCCACCUCUCCAUCUCCUGUCCCUUUUCUCCAAGGAGGAGGAGGAGGAGUAAAAGCAGGAGGAGAGGAUGUUACAGAUAAAGAAGGGGGGAAAGGAGGAGGCGAGAGCAGUGAUGGGCAAAUCCUCCCUCCACCCACUGUGGACAACAUCCCUCGUCCCCUCAGUCCCACUAAGCUUACCCCAGUUGCCCACUCCCAGCUACGUUACCAGAGUGAUGCUGACCUGGAGGUUCUCCGCCGGCGUCUCAGCAAUGCUCCUCGACCUCUGAAGAAACGGAGCUCCAUAACCGAACCUGAAGGCCCACAGGGGCCAAACAUCCAAAAACUACUGUACCAGAGGUUCAACACAUUGGCGGGAGGCAUGGAAGGAGGUUCAGGCAACACGUUCUACCAGCCUGACUGCCUUUUGGGUGAAAUGGACAACAUUCAUUCAGCAAAUGGGAAUGUAGAACCUGGAGACAAGCACGUCAGUAUGGCGACCACAGAGGGCGAAGUUCAAAACGUGAACUCAGGCUCCCGCCGCUUGUCCCCUCCUUCUGUUGCCAUAGAAACACCCAAAGACACAACAGCAAAAGCAGAAACUACCAAUAAUGCGUCUCCACCGACCCAAACCAGCCCAUCCCCUGCACCUGAUAGGCCAGAGGACCAGAACAACAACAACCAGAAAGGAUCAAGUCCUGUACACAACUCUGUAGGCCACGCUUCCCCCUCCCCAUCACCUCCUGCCCCACCUUCAAAGCCUAAGGUGAAGCGAACCAACCUGAAGAAGCCGUCAUCAGAGCGAACAGGCCACGGUCUGAGAGUGAAGUUUAACCCUCUAGCUCUGCUGCUGGACGCAUCGUUAGAAGGAGAGUUUGAUCUGGUGCAGAGGAUUAUAUAUGAGGUGGAAAACCCCAGCAUGCCUAAUGAUGAAGGCAUAACUCCUCUUCAUAACGCUGUCUGCGCCGGCCAUCACCACAUUGUGAAGUUCCUGCUGGACUUUGGAGUGAAUGUAAACGCAGCCGACAGUGACGGAUGGACCCCUCUGCACUGCGCAGCUUCAUGUAACAGCGUCCACCUCUGUAAGAUGCUGGUGGAGUCAGGGGCUGCCAUUUUCGCCACAACGAUUAGUGACGUGGAAACAGCGGCAGACAAAUGUGAAGAAAUGGAGGAGGGCUAUACACAGUGUUCUCAGUUCCUCUAUGGUGUACAAGAAAAGUUGGGUGUGAUGAACAAAGGCUUGGUCUACGCUCUCUGGGACUACACAGCCCAGCAGGCUGAUGAGCUGUCCUUCAGCGAGGGUGAAGCCCUCACCAUGCUGCGUCGUCAUGACGACACAGAGACAGAGUGGUGGUGGGCACGGCUAAAUGACCGCGAGGGAUACGUACCCAGAAACCUGCUGGGGCUGUAUCCAAGGAUCAAACCCAGACAACGCUCGCUGGCGUAAAGCCCAGAUCAGGAGCCACGUGCACGCUCGCAGAGGGCGCAUGCGCGCAGAGAAGAAGAAGUGGAGCAGCAGCAGCAGCAGGAGGAUGUGGGUGGAAGUGUUAGCCAAGAGAGAAAGAACAAAGGAUGGAGGUAGUCAGGAGGCAGAGAGAAGGAAACAUAGCUGGAGCUCACAACUCUGAUGAAGCAACUUUUUUUUCCAGUUUGUUUGGAUGUGAUGCUGGAACCACAGAGCCACUUUAUGGUAGAAUCAUAAUAUAUUUUCACUGAGUUGCUGCAGUUAGAGGAAAUCGCCUGAAUCUUAUUUUGAGCAACAGUAGCUUGGCAAUUUCUCACCAGUUCAGCCGCAUGAGAGAAACUGAAUAGAAAAAAAAGGAAAAUAUCUGUCAUUUGGAUGCAGCUUUGAGUUCGUUCAGCUCGGAACAUGAAAACAUGAGCUUGGAUUUAUGAGGCUCUCUGUGACAUUCAUUCAAAUAAUCUUUGAAUGACACUUUAUUUUUGUAUGGUGUUAAAGGUCCCAUGUUAUAAAAAGUCAGAUUUCCAUGACUUUUUUAUUAUACAACAAGCAUAGGUAAUAAAUAAAUACCUUGAAAAGUAUCAAAACGUUCAAUCCACAGAGAAAUGCACACAGUUUGUAUUCAGAAACUGUGCCUUUAAACGAGUCAUCAAGACUUCCAUGAAGUUGUGAUGUCACAACUGUACUAUUUAAAGGUAGAAACUGGUGCUGUAGUGUUGUUACAGUCAUUUCCUGGAUACAAUAAUAGAGUGUGCCAGUAAACCCGGAACUCCGUUAGCGCUUUUAGCACUUCCGGUUCUCUCGUCUAAAAGUCAAUACGUUUUUUGAAUGGGAUUUUGGUAAAAUGCCUUAACAAAGGCUUAAGCAAGUUUCAGGUUUUGUUCGACGACAUAAAACAUGUCAGUAAAUACGCUACUUGUGAAUUUUGAAGCUUUUACGUGUCGCAAAAAAGGCGGUUGCUAACAAGUUGCUCAAUACGACUACAAACCCUGUCGGGGACAUUAAACGUCAUCACCCCCGAACAGGCGAGAGUGCUGGCAGUCCACCAUUACAGCUUUUUAUUUAGCUUAAACAGUCCAAUUUCCCCAUUAUACAAUGUUUUUAAAAUAAAGUGGCCGAAAUCAGUUGAAAGCUUAGUGGCGGUGACGUCAAGAGUCACGCGACCGUGGAGUAGUCACGUAGUCCGUUAAAGCCUAACGUUAGCUUUUUACUUCUGGCAAUCGCAUUUAAGCUUCAAAUGCGGUAUGAAAGGUGAAGAUGUGUGAAGAUUAUCUCGCUGAACAAAACCUGUAAGUAUCAUAAACUUGUGUUAGCCACAGAGCUUAUUUUCUGACAUAAUCCAAAACGCAAUGCAAAAAUCACAUUCACUUUCUCUUCCGGGAACCAGCGCAAUGCUAAACUUCUGGGUUUUGAAGUCAGCCCUGGCACACUCUAUAGUGCAGAGACACUGUGAGCACAGAUGUGGAAGACCCAGAAAUGCUGACCAAUCAGAGCAGACUUGGCUUUUUUGGGAGGGGGGAGCUUAAAGAGACAGGCACUAAAACAGAACAUUGCAGUCAGAAGGUGAGUACAGGUAUAUUCAGGCAGACAGUUUGAGAAAAAUAAUGUGUUUUUUGAACAUUAAAGCAAAUAAACAUGUUCUAGAAAGAACCCCAAAUAUAAGUAUGAACCUGAAAAUUAGCAUAAUAUGAGACCUUUGAUAAAAAAAAAAAACACCCAGAUGGAUCUUCAUAAAGCCGAGCUCAUUAACCGCAUAGCAAUGAACAUAGUAUGUUGUCUGAAAACACUUUCACACUGUGUGGUGUGAAGAUUUAAAUGCAGUAAAUUUACAGGUUAGAUCAGGGGAGAGUGUGUGUGAGAUGUGAAAUGUGAAGUUGGAGAGAGGAAAGUGAGAGGAGGGAACGGAUACUUUGAAUGUGUGUUAAAGGAAGCUUUAUCAGGUCACUGAUAAAGCAGCGAUUAGUUGUGUUAGCAGGAAUAAAGUUGGAAGCGCAACCACAAGAAACAGAAUCCAGCAAGCUUAUGAUGCAUGGUGGCCGAGGUCCACAUCAACCCACACGAGCAACAGAUGUUGACAAUAUAAUAUUAUGGUAUGGUAAGAAAAAAAAAAGCUUUUCUAUUUGAAGUGAUAUCAGAAAAAUAGUUCACUCUGAUUUCACAUAAUGAAAAAAGAAGCAUCUGUGAGUGAUUAUGGAUGUCUCAACCUUUUACUAUUCUGUAUUUCUGUUGACUCAGCACUGGUGCAUGCUGUCAUAUCAACAUCUGUUCAACUGCAAACUGGUUGCUGCUGGUGAGAGAGGAGGGAAAGAGGAGGACAGAAGGAAAAUAAGAAUGUGAAAAAUGUGUUUGUGAAGUACAAAUGAAUUUAUAAAACCAAAGCAGCUACAGUACGGGAAGGAGGAGAAAUUAAAGUGACAAUAUUUUUUUCAUUUUGAACAAAACUUCUUCCAGUCUUCACCCAUUGACACAUAAUACCUGGUCCAGACUAGGACCUGGCACAUAAUGGUCCUCUUACUGGGGCAGCACUGGUACCAGGCUCUAACAUUAACUAUAUGAUACAGCAGUGUUUCCCAUCUACCAAAAGCUCAGUGGCAUAUUUAAAGGAAAAACCUGAGUUUAAAAGGUAAAAAUUAUAAUUGUAUACAUUUUUCAUGGGCUAACUGUUUUAAAAUGAAGCUGAAUUAGCUGACAGUGAAUGAAAAAACAACUUGACUUUCUCAUAUUUUUUUCUUUUCAUAUUUACAUAUUUCAGUAGUUGUAUGAAAUGUAUUAUUCCCCUGAUUUGUUGUUUUAUUUAAACAGUUGUUUUUCUAUAUUAUUAAUAUUAUUAUUAUUGUUAUUAUUGGACACACUGCUUCUGUUUCCUUAUCUGUCAGUGUUGGCGCCACUCACUGCUGCCACCCAGUGUACAGACACGUCCUCACACAAAGCGUCAUUUCCUUGACCCCGCUGUGUAAAAUAUGAAGCAAUAAGUUUUGUGAUGUUUGAUGUGAGAAUGGCACAUUGGUGUGUGAGGAGUGCAGACCAUUACCUUGUGUAUAUGCAACCUGUAACUAAACAGCUAAUGUACAAAAAUAAUAAAGAAAGUAUAAUCCCUA